AAGGGGGGCCGGCGGGGCGGUGGCACCGGGCGCCGGGCGUUCCGCGCUGAGCCGAGCCGAGCCGCGGGCCCCGCGGGGGGGCGGCUCCGAGCGGCGGCAGGGCUGUGCAGCACUGGCAUCCCAGACGUCACCCAGCAGAUAGUGGGUCGGGUCGCUGGCUGUCGGGAAGCAAGAGCUUGGACUACCAACUCUGAGCUGUAGACUAUUAAGCUCAGCAUCCUAAUUCGGUGCCACCUUUGGGAGGAUGAAUCAGGAGAGCGACUCAAAUGAUGAGCCUGCUGGCCAGGACCCACUCCUACUGCUGAAAACCCUCCAGCUUCUCUGGACAAAGAAAGAGAUGAAGAAGCAGCUCAAGGAAGAAAUCAGGCGGGGCUUUGCAGGACUGGAGGACCCAUUGGCAGGACUCCUGGACAUACUGGAGAGCAGCAGCGAUUGGAAGGGGAAAGGGCAUUCCCUUGGGUAUUACAUCACCAGUGAGUUGCAGCUUUGGAUGAAAGAGCAUCCUGCUGUUCAACAGUCUGGCAUGAAGCUGAAGAAGCUGCAGACCCGUGUACUCAGAAUACUAGCCCAGUGCCCAGCUAAUCUUCUUGACCCUCUGAUUAGCAUUUACCAGCUCCAUACAGCAGACCGGAACUAUUUGCUUGGACAUGUCAGUCAUCUUUAUCACAGUGGCAAUUACAAAGAGGCAGCCAUACUGAGUAUUAAGCUAAAAUUACAGCCAGAUCAAGAUGUGGAGAAGAUGUGUAUGCCACUACUGUUUCAAGAUAAAAUUAACUUGAUGGAAGAUUAUGUGGGAGAGUAUCCUGAGCUCCAGUGCAAGCUCUUACAGAUCCUGGACACCUGGUGUGAACCUGGUUUUAAUAUCAGAGACAUUGCAAGACAAUAUCAAGGUCUGUCCAGGUACAAACCAGACAAAUUGAACCGCAAAAUGAUAAGCAAGCUGGUCUUCAGGCUCCUAGACCGAUUUAACGUAGAUCCAGCUCUCUGCCCUAAUGUCAUAAAUCAGCGGCACUUAAGAACUCUGCAUUAUCUCUUUUACAAGAGGUUUGUUGAGAAAACCAUGACUCAGGAGAAUUGGACAGAUCAUGUUCAGAGCACAGUUGGAGAGAAUCAAUGGCUUCAAGGGCACCUGAUACAGUUGCUAAUCAGUUACUGUGAUUUGAACACAGCAGCAAGAUGGGCACAACGCUGCAAUUUGCCCAAGGAGAUACUACCUAAUGGAGUGGCUGAUGAGCUUCAAAAGCUUAAGAUCCAAGAGAGUGUAGAAGAGGCCACAAAAGCAGAGAAUUAUGAAGAGGUCAACAAGAAGGAUUAUUACCAGCUUCCUAUUCCACGUGCAAAUAUUCAUUUCCUGCAAAAGUGGGAAGAGAUGCUGCAGUGCUGGGAAAAGGUGCUGCAGCCUGGACAGAUUGUUGCUAUUGACAUGGAGUGGAGGCCUUCAUUCGGCAUGGUUGGGAAGCCCCGCGUCUCCCUCCUUCAGAUCGCUGUGAAGGAUGAGGUGUUCCUGCUUGAUUUGCCACAGCUCCUUGAACAUGCUGAGAUGGAGGGUGAGAAGGAGAAGCUUCCCCAUUUCAUCCAGAUGCUCUACUCAGAUGCAGCCAUCACUAAACUAGGUUAUGGGAUGUCUGGAGACCUUAGCAGUCUUGCAGCCACAUGCUUUGCUUUGAAAGGCAUGGAUAAGCAAUCACGAGGUGUAGUGGACCUACUCACAGUAGACAAACAACUUCAGAAGAGCUCCAUUGACUGGAAGAAGGGCAGCCGGAAGGCUGAUAUACUGUCCCCAGAGCAGAGCUAUGAGGAUAAAGGGAUCAGGCAGCCAGAGAAAGGGCUCAGCCUCUUGGUACAACACGUACUGGGGAAGCCUCUAGAUAAAACAGAGCAGCUGUCUAACUGGGAGAAACGGCCGCUGCGGGAGGAACAGAUCAUAUAUGCAGCUUCAGAUGCAUACUGCUUGCUGGAGAUCUACGAGAAACUGUGUAAGGAUCCAGCAAGCUUUGGUCUGAGUUCAGACCUGACUAAAAGUCUGGUGGGAAAACCAAGCGUAAAAGCCAGGGCAAAGAAGCAGCUGAGUAAACAAGAGGUACCGUCACCUUGUGGACAGCAAUGCAAAGGAUCUGACAAGGAGACCUCACGUCCCCCUGCUCCCAUUUCCCCCAAAGAGUUCAGUGUGGUCUGUGAUAACAUGCUGCAAGGCCUUGGACGCUAUCUUCGCUGCCUUGGUGUAGAUGUCCGGAUGCUGGAGAAUGAGGAUGACCAUAGGAAAGCUGCUGAGAUUGCCCGACAGGAAGGAAGGGUCAUUUUAACCUCUGGACUACCAUAUCAGACUCUGCAGUCCCAGGUAGGAGAAGGAAGGUGCUUCUCCGUGAACUGCUCAGAAAAGGCAAAGGAGCAGGCCCUGCAGGUUUUGAAGCACUUCAACGUUCACAUAACCCUGGAGGACAUCUUCAGCCGCUGCCAGUGUGAGCUGCCUCUCUGCAGGUGAGGAGCUGGUAACCACCAACACGACAACAACGCAUCUCAGCGUCAUCCUUGGCACUUGCCCAAAUCAAUCGUCUCCUUUGGAAGAGAAGUUUCCCCUGAAACAAGGGUGAGAUGUGGCAAGGCAGUGAUUUUCAGGACAGCGGGCGCAGAUUGUCUCUCACUGGAUCGUUAAGCUUUCCUGGGUGCUUUUGGAAAUCUGACUCGUAUGGAUGUUUGCAUUUAGAGCAAAUACUUGGGCUGAAUUCAUCGUGUUUGAAUUCCACUAGGUUUCUGAACCCGAUGUUCCUAUUGGCAGGGCACUGUGGAAAGCCCACAGGGAAAAAGGCUUGGGGUAAUUGAGAUGAGCGUGGUGGGAGCCGUGGUGCUCAGGAAACAGGGUGAGUUGGGUCUGGGCUGUUAAGGCGGAAAUAUUCUGUGGAAAGUCCUGCUCUCUCUGAGGUCACAUCAGUCUUGCUACUGGCCGUAGUGGAAAAAGGAACAAAUCCCUUGUUUCCAUCGAGCCAGCUGAAACACAGACUGUGUUCAUCCUGUUGCACCUACAGCUUUUAAACCAUCGUUACUGCACCACCACGGGAAGUUUCACUAGUGGUUAACUGAAAUGUCACAAGCCUCGAAUCUGAUGUGAAGCUGGAAAUAAACUCUAAGUUCGCCCA
Messenger RNA from Cygnus atratus (black swan), 3134 nucleotides. It is a transcript of the gene EXD3, whose product is annotated as exonuclease 3'-5' domain containing 3. Gene Ontology annotation, molecular function: 3'-5' exonuclease activity; nucleic acid binding. Gene Ontology annotation, biological process: nucleobase-containing compound metabolic process. The transcript has 21 exons. The record is from RefSeq and is a predicted model, not a curated record. NCBI's taxonomy places the organism in Eukaryota, Metazoa, Chordata, Aves, Anseriformes, Anatidae. Bases 245 to 2482 code for a protein of 745 amino acids.